Anneissia japonica is the source of this 2092-nucleotide messenger RNA. RefSeq names its product succinate-semialdehyde dehydrogenase, mitochondrial-like. Bases 118 to 1653 code for a protein of 511 amino acids. NCBI's taxonomy places the organism in Eukaryota, Metazoa, Echinodermata, Crinoidea, Comatulida, Comatulidae. The record is from RefSeq and is a predicted model, not a curated record. The transcript is spliced from 10 exons. Gene Ontology annotation, molecular function: succinate-semialdehyde dehydrogenase (NAD+) activity. Gene Ontology annotation, biological process: GABA catabolic process.
GUCUACAGCGGGUGGGAAAAAAACCAUUGCCUAGGACAUAACCCAGAUCAAAACAAAUGUUAUUGUCCAGUGGUGGAGCGGCGAUUUAAAAGGCGAAAAACAGAGUUGUCUCAAAAAAUGUCCCGUAAGCUGGUUAGUGAUCUGAAACUUCUGAUAAAAUCAUUUUCAACUCACUGUACUUCAAUACAACAGUCAAGAUCUGCAUCAUCACUGGCAUUUAAGAAUGCAUACAUCAAUGGACAAUGGGUACCUGCUGAAGAUGGAAGGACGUUUCCAGUAAGGAAUCCAGCAAAUGGAGAUUUGAUCAGUGAAGUACCUGAUAUGCAAGCCAAAGAAACAGAAACAGCAGUGAACCAUGCAUCUGAUGCCUUCAAACGGUGGAAAAAUUACACAGCUAUUGAAAGGAGUAUAUUGUUAAAGAAAUGGCAUGACAUAAUGACAAAGAACCAAGAAGGUUUGGCUCAAAUUGUAACAGCGGAGAAUGGAAAACCUCUCGCAGAGGCUAGAGGUGAAAUCACAUACGGCUUAUCAUUUGUGGAAUGGUUUGCGGAGGAAGGCAAGCGAAUCUAUGGAGAUGUAAUCCCAUCUGCAUUUCAGUCCAAAAGAUUACUACACCUAAAGCAACCAGUGGGGGUGUGUGGUAUCAUUACACCGUGGAACUCUCCAAGCGCGAUGAUCCUAAGGACAGUUGGCGCUGCUCUGGCAGCAGGAUGUACUGUGGUUGUUAAGCCGGCUGAGGACACGCCACUAUCAGCACUUGCCACAUGCUAUUUUGCAGAGCAAGCUGGAAUUCCUGCUGGUGUUUUGAAUGUUGUCACUUGCUCUCAGCAACAUGUUUCUGAGGUUGGCAGGGUUCUUUGUCAGAGUCCAAAAGUUUCCAAGAUAUCAUUCACUGGAUCCUCAGCUACGGGAAAGAUCUUAAUGAAGCAAUCAGUAGACACAGUGAAGCGUGUUUCGAUGGAGCUUGGAGGACAUGCUGCGUUCAUCGUGUUCAAUUCAGCCGAUGUUGACGCUGCAGUGGUAGGUGCGGUCGCUGCAAAGUUCAGAGGAGCAGGUCAGACAUGUAUUAGCCCAAAUCGAAUGUUAGUGCAAGAAGAAGUAUAUGAUGAAUUCUGUGAGAAGCUCGUCAAAGUUGUAAGUCAGUUUGUGGUUGGUGAUGGUCAAGAGGAUGGUACCACACAAGGACCACUGAUUCAUGAAAAAGCAGUUAACAAGGUUGAUUCUCAUGUGAAGGAUGCAGUAGCUAAAGGUGGUAAAGUUCUGAUUGGUGGUGAAAGACAUGUGAAAGGGCCAACAUUUUACAGCCCAACAGUGAUACGUGACAUCACUGAAGAUAUGUUGGUGUGCAGUGAAGAAACAUUUGGGCCACUCGCGCCAGUAAUAAAAUUUAAGAAUGAAGAGGAAGCAGUACUUCUUGCUAAUUCCACUAGAUUUGGUCUUGCCGGUUAUUUUUACUCCCAAGACAUCCGGCAAAUAUGGCGAGUUGCCGAAGACCUUGAGGUUGGAAUGGUUGGGAUUAACGAGGGAAUUAUCUUCUCUCCAAGCAUUGCCUUUGGAGGCAUCAAGGAAUCAGGCCUCGGCAGAGAAGGAUCUAAAUAUGGCAUUGAUGAAUAUCUUAAUAUCAAGUACACUUGCUUUGGAGGAAUAUGUUAAAUAUUAGUAGAGAAUAUUAAGAUUGGUCAUGAGUACAAUUCCUUGCAUGGUCACCUCUUUGGUUGACAAUGGUAUGUGACAAAUAAGAGAUGUAUAAUGUACACCUACCACAACAUUUUAGCAUGUAUUGUAUAAUCCAGUUUUAACUAUAUUCUUUAUCUUAACUGCUUGUGUAAACAUUAUAAACAAAAUGAAUGUUAAUACAGGUGGUUAAGAUGACUAUAAUCGUGUAUAUUAUGGUGAUUUAUAAUAGAAAAUCCUGGCUCUUCCAUCAAUUAAUUAUGUAUGUGCAGCAUGAGUUGGUGGGCCUAGUGACAUUUUAACCAUUGAGAGGUUACAAAUAAGAAUGGCAAGGGUAAUUCUGAAGUCUUCCUGCACCACUAAGAGACUUUAUUUAUUGAUCUAGGGUGGUAUACUAUUUCUUUACAAGAUAUCAUUA